AGACAAAUAAAUCUACAAAUUAUUUAUUUAUUUAUUUAUUUAUUUUUGGAGGUAUAAUUUUGAGAAACCAAAACCACCCCACCAUUUGAUUUUCCGCCAUUAAUGGAAGAAAAAUGGAAGCUUUCCAGAAAGGAAUCUUCUUCUUCUUCUUCUAAGUCCUUCUUCUCCAGAACCUCUUCCUCCAAGCUGCCAUUGCUAAGAAGCUUAUCCCAUAAGCACACUCCCUCCGCCGCCGCCGCCGCCGCCGCCUCCUCCUCCGCCAAGUCCCCCUUCGAUCUCCGCCGCAGCUCCUCCCAGAAAAACCCCUCCAUUGGCCACAAAUGCAGCAGCUUGGCUAAAGAACAAAAGGCCAGAUUUUACAUCAUGCGACGAUGUGUCGCAAUGCUUGUCUGUUGGCAUAAACAUGGCGAUCCAUGAACAAAACAUAGCGCUUGUAUGUGAGAGACAAAUGUCAGAUUCAGCAAACGGAAGCGAGAAAAAGAUAGUGAAAUCAAGGAGACGAAUCACUCACGAGUAAGGGAAUCUAAAUACGACUCUAGAAUGAUAUCAGCCUUUAAGUGCAAAGUAUCCCAGUUGAAGCCAAAAAUUCGGGAUAGUCAGCCUCUAUACAUGUUACCACUUACGGUGAGGAAUGAAUUCCAACGGAAAAAACAAA
Molecule: messenger RNA, 655 nt
Organism: Cucurbita moschata (crookneck pumpkin)
Lineage: Eukaryota; Viridiplantae; Streptophyta; Magnoliopsida; Cucurbitales; Cucurbitaceae
Exons: 2
Coding region: 103-417 (104 amino acids)
Biological process (GO): negative regulation of cell population proliferation
Source: RefSeq, a predicted model, not a curated record